AUGCUCUUGGAUGAGCUUAGCUAUUACGUGCAGAACGAAGUCCCAGUUCACUUGAUAUACAUUCCGCAGAGCAGAUUGGUUGACAGGAACUUCGUGGAAGAGCACUUUCGAAAUCACCUGCUCCGAGAGGUCUAUGGCAACCCUUCUCGUUGGCGAGAAUCUCUUCCCGCUCGGCCGAAGAUACUUGGAAAACCCAUUGAUGUUACUGACGAGAGACAGCUAUGCAGAUUCAUAAUCCGCCAAAUAGUAACUUAUGCUAUACUCUCGCACAGAUGGGAGCAGGAAGAGGUGACAUACAGCGAAUGUAUUUCAAUAUACAAACCGCCUGAGACGGCGUACAACUUCAGCGGGCGCAAUAAAUUGUGGCGUUUUCUUGAUGCAGCAUCCUCGAUCGGGAUCCAGUUUGCGUGGGCUGACACAUGCUGCAUCGAUAAAAGCAGUAGUGCCGAACUUGACGAGGCGAUUCGGUCCAUGUUCCGUUGGUACCAAAACUCAGCGCUUUGCGUCGUCCAUCUCGCACAGACAAAUUUCCUCGGCGACAUGCAUCGAGACGAAUGGUUCAACAGAGGUUGGACUUUGCAGGAGCUCCUUGCGCCAUCAAGAAUCAAAUUCGUGAAUAAGGACUGGGAACUGCUAGUCGGAGCCUACAACGAUAAAGAUAACCGCAAAGUGACGCAGAUUCCAUUAGAGGUUCUGGCCGAGCCCUUCGUGCCGAAGACCGACAAGAUCAACACCAAAAUGCGCUGGGCAGCCCUCAGGAAAACUACAAGAGCAGAGGACAGCGCCUACUCCUUGAUGGGCAUGUUAGGCGUCAGCAUACGGACCGCGUAUGGAGAAGGACGCACCAGAGCCUUUCACCGUCUUAUCAAGGCAGUCGUCGACGACGUGAAAGAUCUUUCGGUUCUC
Molecule: messenger RNA, 906 nt
Organism: Coniophora puteana RWD-64-598 SS2
Lineage: Eukaryota; Fungi; Basidiomycota; Agaricomycetes; Boletales; Coniophoraceae
Exons: 2
Source: RefSeq, a predicted model, not a curated record